GGCGGGACUUUCCUCCAAGCAGGAAGUGUGACGUAAGGUUUGUUUUGUUGGAACAAAGCGACAGAGGCGACCCAAAAUGGGGGAAAACGUUGAGGAUUUCAAGCUUAUAUUUGAGAAAGAGGGGGUGUACCUCCACACAAAUGCCAAGAGGAGUAACCAGGAGACCAGCAUACCAGGGUUUGUCCGCAUCGUGGAGCGGGCUGGCGUCCCGGCUUUAGAGUGGAGCCCACUGGAGGAUGAGGGUCGCAGCGCUCCGGCUGUGCUUUACACCAAAAAGGAUGAUGAAGCGGGGGAGGAAGAAGCAAACUUUGACCCUGGGUACGAGCCRGACUGGGCUGUUAUCAGCAACGUGAAGAAAGAUUCGAAUCACGUGUCCGUGAGAAAUUCAGGUCAGUGGGCUUUCUCUCUGCCGCUCUCAGAGCUCUACUCUCUCCGAAGGUCCCGGUUCUCCUUGGGUCGAAACUUUYUAGUGCUGACCAGCAAAGGUGGCCACCCACUCCCCCCUCUGCACUUCCACAGAGGGGGAACCAGGGAGCUGCUGAGGGCUCUCCACCGUUACAUCGUCCUGGAGCAGUCGCCUGUUGACGGGCGGCUCUUCCUCGCCUGCCUGCGUGACCCGAACGCCGCCGCUCAGCCCUUCGACAAGCUGCAGUUUUUAGAUGACGGUGGCUCCGAUAUCGUCAUGAGGUUUAUCCAGGACCCGUACGCCACCACGUUCGGUGGAUUCUCCAAAGUCACUAAUUUUUUCCGGGCGACUCUUCGGCCUCCAGAGACCCCCGUCCCGCGGGGCUCCCAGCCGUCGCAGUGCGACGACGAACCCGAGUUUGAACUCAUCACCUGCGGUGUGGAGCUCGGUCCCAGGCCGGGGGUCACCAGGGGGAAACCUCUGGACAAAUGGGAGGACUUCCUGGACUCCGAGGGCCGCGUGAUGGACCAAGAGAAGAUUAAAGAGCUGGUGUUCAGAGGGGGCAUCGUUCCAUCUCUGAGGAAGGAGGUGUGGAAGUUUCUCCUGGGUUUUUACCCCUGGAACAGCACUGCAAAGGAAAGGGAGAGCAUCCUUCAGGACAAAACGAACGAGUACUUCAGGAUGAAGGUGCAGUGGAAGUCGGUCAGUGAAGAGCAGGAGAUGMGGAACUCCCUCCUCAGAGGAUACAGAAACCUGAUUGAGCGGGACGUGAACAGGACGGACCGACACAACACCUUCUUCUCUGGGAACGAUAACCCAGGACUGGCCCUGCUUCACGACGUGCUCAUGACCUACUGCAUGUACAACUUUGAUCUGGGUUAUGUUCAGGGGAUGAGCGACCUCCUGGCUCCCAUCCUGUUUGUUACUCAGAACGAGGUGGUGUCUUUCUGGUGUCUGACGGGCUUCAUGGACCUGGUGCACCAGAACUUUGAGGAGUCUCAGGAGGCCAUGAAGAAGCAGCUCUAUCAGCUCAGUGUCCUGCUGAAGGCUCUGGACCCGGAGCUGUUUGACUUCCUGGACUCUCAGGACAGCGGCUCUCUUUGCUUCUGUUUCCGCUGGCUGCUCAUCUGGUUCAAGAGAGAGUUUUCCUUCGAGGACAUCCUCACGCUGUGGGAGGUCCUCUGGACUCGUCUGCCYUGCGACAACUUCCACCUCCUGAUCGCCUGCUCCAUCCUGGAGUCGCAGAGAGGAGAGCUGAUCGGCUCCGAUCACGACUUCAACACCAUUCUGAAGCACAUUAACGAGCUGACGAUGAAGCUGGACCUGCAGGGGAUCCUGUGCGAGGCCGAGGCCAUUUAUCAACAGCUGCUUUGCUGCAAGGAGCUCCCUCUGAAGGUGCAGCAGGUCCUGGGCCUCUACGACCCGUCCAGCUCCGAGGAGAGCAGCCCCGGAUCGCAGAGCGGAGAGGCACAGCACCGCCUCGACCAAUCAGAGGCAGCAGCUGCUUCGUCACACGUCCCCUCGCGUCAUUAGACCCUCAGAGGACGGAUGUCAUGAAGGAUGGUGUUUAUAUAAUUAACUCUUUAAGGACAGGACGGUUGUUACUACGUGUCACAGACAGGGGGYGCUGUUGUAUCUUUAGGUUUAACUCAAUGAUGUUUGAACAUUAAUGCAGAGCUGAAGAUCCUCCCGAUGUUUGUUUCUCCUCCUCUUGAUGCUGCUCCUUAUUAAACAAUUUUUUUGUUUUGUUUUUGAUAAGGGAAGAAGAUUAAACUCUCUUGUUUUGAUGCCAUUCCACUCCUAUGCAGUGUCUGUGCAUGUCUCCUGGUGUUUACACAGUGAUGUUUUAAUCCUUUGAAUCAUUUGUAAAGUGACUCGGCAUUUUCCCCUGCAGAUUACCAAAUAAAUGUUUGACUCUGACCCAAGGAGGCCACGAGAUUCA
Molecule: messenger RNA, 2348 nt
Organism: Austrofundulus limnaeus
Lineage: Eukaryota; Metazoa; Chordata; Actinopteri; Cyprinodontiformes; Rivulidae
Gene: tbc1d17
Product: TBC1 domain family, member 17
Exons: 17
Coding region: 77-1939 (620 amino acids)
Biological process (GO): activation of GTPase activity
Molecular function (GO): GTPase activator activity
Source: RefSeq, a predicted model, not a curated record